Molecule: messenger RNA, 1497 nt
Organism: Trypanosoma theileri
Lineage: Eukaryota; Euglenozoa; Kinetoplastea; Trypanosomatida; Trypanosomatidae
Exons: 1
Coding region: 1-1497 (498 amino acids)
Molecular function (GO): protein binding
Source: RefSeq, a predicted model, not a curated record
AUGCUAUUCACUGUUCAACCAUCAUCUGCUGAUGCUGAUGUCACCUUGGAUGGGCUCGCCACAACUGGUAAUACCUUAACGCAGCUGCAUAACUUUUUUGAACACCACACCUUUGACACCGCUGGACCGUAUUCUGACCUUUUUUCUGUAUUGCUCUCAUGCUGUAAACAAUUGGUGGAUGCAAACCUCCAUCAUCAUACAGUUCUCGUCAAUCAACGACGGGAAAUAAACCGCUUAUCUUCUGAGACAGAGGCUUUGUGUGAUUUAACAGCGCGCUGUCAGGAGCGUAUCCGUGAGAUGAACUCUUUACCUGCGGAAUCUCGUGUUGUGGAGCGCAAUAUUGAAAACACAUCACAUCCAGGAACAGAAAUUACUACAUCUAAUGGUGCCGAUUUGGUAUUCCUUCGGGAACGUAUAGAUGAGGCGUAUAAACGUCUAGAGAAAACAGAGGCUGGUAUGGUUGAUGUACGCCGUCUUCAAGAUGAACUUAAGCAGCAAGAACUUGAGAAUCAACGACAACCCCAUACGGUUGAAGAACGAGUGAAUCAAUUAGAAGAAGAUGUUAACAAGCUCAGUCGUGGGAUUUCAGCUCAUGCUGAGUACGUUGAUGGCGAAGUUGCUGCAAUAAAGAAUGCAGUUAGUUCUAUAUCUUCUUCUGAUCCUGCAUCAUCUUCCGCAGAACCUCUUCUCGAACUCAAACUUUAUACUGACAAUAAAGUAGAGGCACUGAAAGAUGAACUCUGUAGUGCCUUACAAGAAGCUGUUGUAAAUGAAGAAAUGGAAGACACAAAUAUCUCUAUUGGUCAAUCAUCUACAAACCCUUCCCAUAUUGCUGUACCUAAACUUAGAAACUCCAAUGAAAAUAAUGAUAGUAUGCGAAAUAAUAAUAGUAAUAAUAAUUUAAUUACUACCUUGCAUCAAUUUGCUUUACAUACAACAAAACCAACUUCUGAUAAAAUUGAACAGAUAGAGAGUCGUUUGGAGUGUCUGGAAGUGUAUGCACCGCAUUACUGCGCCAUGUCUGCCCGUCCACCACUUUUGGGAGUUGAACUGCGUGAUGAAAAGGGAACUGGAAUUCGUGUAGAUAAGGUAUUCCAGGGCUUUGCAGCUGAGGAAAUAGGUAUGAUGCCUGGAGACAUUAUAAUUGCCCUGAAUGGACAAGAGGUACUGACGCGAGCGGAGAUGUAUGCAGUAAUGACAGAAUUGGCCCGAGAACAUCAGGAUAAGUGUCGUCUUUUGAUGGAAUUAUACUUCAAACAACAUAGUGAACGAAGAAUAGGUGAUGAUGUUACUGCUAAUGCUGGUAGACAUCGUGUGAGGAAUGGGAAUACCAAUCAUAGUGUCCCUCUUGGGGGUGAAGAGGUUAAAGUGACAGAUGUAUUCAGUUUUGAUGAUUGCAAAUUACCCCAGUUAGAGCUAAAGAUUCACGUCAAACGUGGAAGUAUACUGCACGAAAUGGCAUUUCUCGUUAAACCAAAUGAUAACGCUUCGAGAUGA